Neospora caninum is the source of this 3546-nucleotide messenger RNA. RefSeq names its product Proteasome/cyclosome repeat family protein,related. Gene Ontology annotation, molecular function: enzyme regulator activity. The transcript is spliced from 18 exons. The record is from RefSeq and is a predicted model, not a curated record. NCBI's taxonomy places the organism in Eukaryota, Apicomplexa, Conoidasida, Eucoccidiorida, Sarcocystidae. Gene Ontology annotation, cellular component: nucleus; proteasome complex; proteasome regulatory particle, base subcomplex. The coding region runs from base 1 to 3546 and encodes 1181 amino acids. Gene Ontology annotation, biological process: proteasome-mediated ubiquitin-dependent protein catabolic process; regulation of protein catabolic process.
AUGUCCGCCGGUGUGGCCACCCAGCUGCUGCCUUCUGGGAAGGCGCUCCCGAGCAGCUCGGCGAUGGGACGGCCCUCGGCGGCGCCUCCCGCCUCGUCAGCCGCGGGCGUUCUCGCGUUGCUCCACGAGCGAGAUCCCGCCCUGCAAGCGGCUGCACUUCACCGUCUCCUGCAAAUGAUCGACCUUUGGUGGACGGAGAUCGCCGACUACCUCGCGGACAUCGAGGAGCUGUACGAAGACGAGUCGUUCGCGGAGAGACAGCUCGCAGGCUACAUUGCGAGUCGGGUGUACUUCCAUCUGGAGGAGUACGGCGAGGCGAUGAAGUUCGCUCUCGGCUCUGGCAAAUGGUUCGACAUCACCCAAAAGUCGCUCUACGUCCAACGCAUCUUAGCCGAAUGCGUCGACACAUUCAUUCGAAACGGCCUGCGAGACUUCGCGCCCCAGCAGCUCGCCGCCGGUCGCCAGGUGUCUGUACAGCUCCCAGAAGAGGACAUGGAAGACGGCCAAGAUGCCGCCUCCUCCGCUGCGCUGAACGAAGCCGUGGAAGGCGUGGUGAAGCGCCUGCUGGAAGUUUGCACACAGGGCGAGGGCCCUCUGUACGCUCUCGGCAUCGCCUUCGACGCCAGGAGAUUGGACCUCGUCCAGGCGAUCUUUAACUCCCCCCGAGCCCGCGCUCUCCCGCCGACCGACCCGAACUCGCACUGCCAACUUAUGCUGUACUGUCUGGACCACAUUCAGACGCUCAUUUCGUCCAAGUUUUUCCGGUCACAAAUAAUCUCGCUGUUGACGGCGGAGUUCGAGAAGUGUCUUCCCCUGUACGACUUCCCGAGUGCCGCCUCGACAGCCGGCGCGGAGGCGACCAGCUUUGGUCCCGGGCGCGCCGAAGUUCGAGGCCUCGUCUACUCCGGACUCUGUCGGUGCCUCGUGGAGCGGGACGAGAGCGGUCGGGUCGCCGAGCUGCUCCAUCGACUGUUGCAGCCCCAGGAGGACCCGAGCCGCGAAGAAGAGGGCGUUUUGAUGGCUUGCCAAAUCGCCUUCGACAUCCUGCAGAUGGAGAGCCAGCCCUUCCAGCAAGCUCUGCUCGACCACCCACUCCUGCGGGCUCCAGAGCCCCCCGCGCCGGCUGCAGGAGACGCGACGGAGGGCGGAGAGACAGCGACACCAAAUGGAACGGCCUCAGACGCAGCGGUCCAGGACGAGAAGGAAGAGAAGAAGGAAGUUGAAACCGAGGCAGAGAAAAAGCGGUCGAUCGACACCCGGUCUUCUCUCCUGCAUCACGGCGUCGUCCUCAGCCACAUGCUCAUGCAAGCAGGCACCUCCUGCGAUGUCUUCCUGCGCUGCAACUUGGACUGGAUGGCUCGGGCCAGCAACUGGGCUCGGUUCUCCGCCACAGCCUCUCUCGGUGUCGUUCACAAGGGUCACGUGCGCGACAGCAUGAAGCUCCUGCGCACGUACCUGCCUGCGUCGUCGUCUGCUUCGUCUUCGCCGUACAGCGAGGGCGGCGCCUUCUACGCGCUGGGGUUGAUCAGCGCCAACCAGCCUUCUUCUUCGGUUCGCGACUAUCUCCUCGAGCAGCUGCAGGCCGCAGGGACCGCGAGCGAGCCGAGGCAGCAGGGGUGUUGUCUCGGCCUCGGUCUCGUGUGCAUGGGAAACGCAGACGACUCGGAGGUUUACGAAGCUUUGAAGCAAGUCUUGUUUCUGGACAGCGCCGUCGCAGGCGAGGCUGCGGCCUUGGGUGCGGGUCUUCUUCUCCUCGGCAGCGCGAACGCGCCCGCAGUUGCCGAGCUCCUCGCCUACGCGCAAGACACCCAGCACGAGAAGAUCCGCCGAGCCUGCGGCAUUGCGAUCGCCCUGCUCAUCAAGGAGAGCGACGCGCUCAUCCGCUACGGAGGCAUGUUCACCAUCGCCAUGGCCUACUGCGCGACCGCGAACAGCAGCGCAAUUCGCCGCCUUCUCCACGUCUCCGUCUCCGACGUCAGCGACGAUGUGCGACGUGCAGCAGUGAUCGCUCUCGGCUUCGUCCUCUGUGGAGACAGGCAGCAGCUUGCGCAAAUCCUCAAAAUCUUGAGCGGAUCCUUCAACCCCCACGUGCGGUACGGCGCGGCUCUCGCCCUCGGCAUGGCCUCUGCAGGCACGGGCCGGAAGGAAGUCGUUGAUCUCCUCCUGCCGCUUUCCAACGACUCCACAGACUUCGUUCGCCAAGGCGCCUUCAUCGGUCUCGGCUUUGUUCUCCAGCAAGUCCCCGACGCCGCAUGCAGCGAAGCCGGAGCAGUGCGCCAGCAGUUUCAACGCGUGAUCGCCGACAAGCACGAAGACGUCAUGGCGCGAUUCGGCGCCCUCCUGGCCUCCGGGCUCAUCGACGCAGGAGGACGAAACGUCGUGGCCUCGAUGUUUUCGGCCAGCGGCGUUUUGCGCCAGGAGGCAGCUGUGGGGUUUUGCCUCGCCUUCCAGCUCUGGUAUUGGUACCCGCUGAUUCACAUGGUGGCGCUGUCCUUCGCGCCUUCGGCGCUCAUCGGCCUCACCGUCUCGAGCGCCCACGCCAUCAAAAAAAAGCCCGCCAGCGCGUCCGCUUCCUCGGAGAAAGCGGGAGAGAAGGGCGAGAAAGACGAGAAGGCGAAAGAGGAGAAAGAGGAGAAAGAGAAGCGAGAAGAGGACGAGAAGGCGGCGGAAUCUGGAGAGAAGAACGAGUCUUUGGUGUCUCGCGAGGAAACGCAUGAGCCGUACGUGGCGGGUCUGAGCAAGCUGCGAGUGCCCGCAGGUUGGACGGUCGCUUGUGUGGGCGCGAAGAAGGGACAGUUUGCGUACGUGCCGUCCCUCGCCAGUCUGGAGAAGAAGGAAGGAAAGAAGCAAACCAUCAAGGCCGUGCUGAGCACCACGGCGAAACGAAACAGAAAGCUCCAGGAGCAGAAAAAGAAGGAAAACCAGGAAGAGAAGAAAGAACCCUCCCAGGAGAGCACGAAAGGCGCCGACGCCAUGGACGUUGACGAGGAGCCCGCGAAGAAGGAAGAUGAAGUGCCCAAGAAAGGCGAGGAGGCAAAGAGCAAGACAGAGAAGGAGGGAGACGACGAGGGCAAAGACGGCGCUGGAAAGGAAGUGGAGCUGAAGAAUCCGUGCCGAGUUCUGCCCCAGCAACAACCUUGCAUUCAGCUGCUGGCGAACUCGCGCUACCAGCCUAUCUUCCCUGGGCGCAAAGCAGGCUUCGUCCUUCUAAGAGAUACCCGGUCAGCACAAAAACCAGAUACUUUUGAACUCCAUCUCUCUUCUUAUAUCUACAUCUGGAUGCAUGCACAUGCAGAUAGAUGCACAUAUAAACGCGUGUGCAUAUAUAUAUAUAUAUAUAUAUAUAUAUAUAUAUUUGCGGAAGUGCAUGUGAGAGGUGGAUCGGUGGGUCUGGGCCGUGUUUGUGGAUGUGUGGCCGAAUCGAUUCGCGCGCACUUUGUUGAUAAAAAAUUCGACAGGUUUAGGGUCCCGCUGUCGCCCCUGGCUUUAGAUGUAGAUAGGUGUGCAUGUGCAUGCAGUUGUGAGGGACGCUGGAAUGGCGUUUGA